AUGGCGCCAGCUGUCCGACAUUCAAACUCCGGUCGACCACCACGCAGAAGACCCCGAUCCUCUUUGAAAUCAUCAAUUCGCGACUCCUCCGAUUCCCCUGAGGGACCUCUUUCCAAGAAACGAAGGUACAUUCCUGGCGGCCCUGGUGGAGGUGGAAGGUUUAUCGAGGUCGACGCUGCAGCUGCUGCAGUCAACGCUGUUCAAGGAACUCCUAAGAAAAUAACUGCCCCACGACGCCACACUACCAGUGCCCGAGGUCGGCCACCUCGCGAGAUGGAACAACCACUGCUAGCCCCUCCGCCGCCACCCAUCAUCCCAACAACACCACCCUCCAUGUCGCGUCCAAGGCGCGAAAAGAAUCAAAAUCGCGGUCGCUACCCCUCAUCCACGGCUGCUGCUCUUGCUCUACAACAGGGCGAUGGGUAUAAACCACGGGAAGAGCGUGGGUGGGAAGAGUUCCACCCUGACUUGGACAUUGAUGGCCAACUCGCCGUCUUCACUUCGGAGGAGGUUGAUGCCCAGGAUACUUCCAUACACAACUUGACCCUACAAUCACUAGCUGGCGUGACGAUUUUAGACCAUUCAGGGUCGCCAGUCGUCGUCUCUAGUGAAAACGCUUCUCCGAUCCCACUCAAACGCAGACCUGGUCGUCCGCCGCGUCGCCCGGAAGCUAUUCUCAAUGCGCUUCUCGCCCAGCAAGGGCAUAAGAGAAUCCCACCCCCGGGCCCCAACCCCCGAGAGAAGCUAACACUGCCGAAGCCGUCGUUCAGAUUGCGCGACCCUUUCACAUUUUACGAAAAGAAGGGUAUUGGCCAUCAGAACUAUGUUGACCGAACUAUGGCAAAUGUCGGAUACCAGGAGAGUGAUUUGUUCCUCCGCCACGACCGACGCUUUAUUCGAAUGACCGAAGGCACACAGGAGGACGACCUCGAUGUCAUCCAACCUGCCAUGACAGAUGGCGACGUCAACACAACGAUUGGACGUGUCGAGUAUGACAUGGAUGAGCAAGAUGAAAAAUGGCUGGAGGAAUACAACGCCAAGCGCCGCGAAGACCAGCUUGAACCCAUCAAGCCUGCUAUAUUUGAAAUCACCAUGACUAAGAUUGAGAGGGAGUGGCAUGCUUUAGAGAAGCGGAUUCCGAAGCCAAAUCCAAAACCACCACAGACUGGACGUCCUCGCUCUAGCUCCGCUGCAGCAGUCAAUGGUGAAACUGCUGGACCCGGCGAGGAACAAGACAGCAAAUGCGCAAUCUGCGACGACGGCGACUGUGAAAACUCCAACGCAAUCGUUUUCUGUGACGGGUGCGAUCUUGCAGUGCAUCAGGAGUGCUACGGUGUACCCUUCAUUCCAGAAGGCCAGUGGCUUUGCCGCAAGUGCCAAUUGUUGGGAAGAGGCUCCACGAACUGUAUAUUCUGCCCGAACACCGAAGGCGCAUUCAAGCAAACAACCUCUUCAAAAUGGGCCCACCUCCUCUGCUCUUUUUGGAUUCCCGAGGUUUCUAUCGGGAACCCGUCACUUAUGGAGCCGGUGACCGACGUUGAAAAAGUCCCCCGUAGUCGCUGGAAGUUGAACUGCUACAUCUGUAAGCAGCGGAUGGGUGCAUCUAUCCAAUGCAGCAAUAAGAACUGUUUUGUCGCUUUCCAUGUCUCCUGUGCGCGCAGAGCCCAGCUAUAUCUAAAGAUGAAAGUUGGCCAUUGUCUCAUGGACUCUCAUCUUCUGAAGGCUUUCUGUGACAAGCAUGUUCCGCCUGAAUGGCGACUUGAGCACGGUACUGAUGCCGCAACUGCUGAUGCUAUUGAGUACUACCGCAACACCAUGCAGGGUCGCCGCUGGGGAGAUAGCCAAGCUGCGGCACUUUCUAUGGGCCCGGCACACCCCACCGAGGGAGGAGACGAUGAUCGCACCCUGACUCCUCGUAUCACUUUGACUGUAGGUGGUAAUAAACGGAAGCGUGUCCCCAGAAUGAUCUGGAAGCUCCCCUCGGGCGCUCCGGUGAUUCCUCAGGUUGUCCUGAAUUCGGUUAUUGCUUCUCUCGGGCGAUUUACAGUUCGUCAGAGAAAGCAAUAUGCCGAAGAUGCAUCCAAGUAUUGGACCUUGAAGCGCGAGGCGAGACGUGGAGCGGCAUUGCUCAAGAGACUUCAGCUUCAGCUGGAGACCUUCUCGUCCAUGGAAAUGACACGCCGAGACUACGUAGCUAUGGGUGUUCCUGGAUACAGGCGUCUGGAGCGUCGCAUUGAAUUUGGAGAGCGGCUUUACAAGGAUCUUGAUCGACUGAGAAUGCUUUGCGACGAAGUCAAGAAACGAGAAAGGGAGAAGUUAAAGGAUGCCGAGAUGCUUCGCAACAUCGUCGAUCUUGUUUACUUCCCUAUUUUCCCACUACUUUGGCCAAUCUUUGAGAAAGCACAAGUGCUUGAUUCCAAAGGUGUCUUUGCCGCGGGCUUGCUGUCAAUUCGCGAGAGACUCAAACGACGAUUCUACCCAUCCGUUGCCACAUUCUCUUCCGAUCUCGCCAGCCUUUUUACAUCAGAAAUCGGAGUGGGGCCUGCUGGCGACACCGCAGAACUCCAGGCACAGAUCAGUGGACGUGCCCCAGAGCUCAGUUUGGAGCAACGCGAGAAGAGAAAACUAGCCAAACGCAUCAUCAAGGUCAUUCAGCCUUCCCUCGAAGAUGCGAUUCGAAAGGAGAGCGAGUUGAACCGCAAACCAUUCGAGAAAGAAUUAAAAGAACUGGACGUGAUUCUUGACCACAGCGUGAUGUCUCGCAGCGGUGAUAGCGUUGAGCCAGAAGGCGACUCCGAGCUGCCUGGUGACCACGAUGCUAUGGAGGGCGUUGAACAGACUGGUCCUACGACAGAAGCUCCAUCCGAUGCCCAGCCUGUUCCAGACCAGGGACAACCCGAAGCUAGCGCAGAAGAUAUGCCACCCACGGAAGAAACCACAGCGAAUGCCACGACAUAUUACCGACACCCGACACCUAUUUUGACUGAGCAGGAUCAACAGCUUCCUUUGGCUAUGGGUGGUAUCCAGUGGUACAUGCAGCCAUUCGACCCGGUUGGAACGACUGUUCACGAGGAACGCUGGACCGGGCGUGAUGUUAUGCGUGGCAUGAGCGAAGAGCUAAGUGAUAUGGAUGAAGAGGAACUGGAAGGAUUGAAGGACUUGGUGGAUGAUGGAGAUCUGCCGAGCCAGGCCAAUGGUGUCAAUGUCAAUGGCACCAAGGGCCCGACUGCCUCACAGCAGAAUCAGCGUCAAUCUCGACGUCUGCGAACUCGUUGA
This is a messenger RNA of Penicillium soppii, 3276 nucleotides long. RefSeq names its product putative PHD finger domain protein. Gene Ontology annotation, biological process: regulation of transcription by RNA polymerase II. Bases 1 to 3276 code for a protein of 1091 amino acids. NCBI's taxonomy places the organism in Eukaryota, Fungi, Ascomycota, Eurotiomycetes, Eurotiales, Aspergillaceae. The transcript has 2 exons. The record is from RefSeq and is a predicted model, not a curated record.